AUGAGUCAGCCACCCUUCCUGCCCUGGGCUCUGCCCUAUCACAGGGAACCACCAGAUCCUCGCCGGGAGGGCUACGAGCACACGCAGCUGCAAGCACAAGCGCACACACACACGCCCGUGUACACACACAGGCACGCGCUCGAACACACACACACAGACACGCAUCAAACAUCAUGUAAAGGCGAAGGUGAGGACAGAGCAGAGUACAGAGACUAUAUGCAAAGAUGCAGUAACUAUGGAAAGUGCUCUGAAGAACCGGAAUCGUCAAAUACGAGGGAGGAAGCAGUCUCAAGCAGCGCUGAACCCUGGGGAGACAGGAUUGUAAGCAGUUCCCACUGCAGCCUGGGCACAUCAAGGACUGAUGCUGCGUCUCCUCACCAACACGUGACAACCACGCACGGAGGAGGGCGCAGAGGCGCUCUCCAGCUGUGGCAAUUCCUUGUAUCCCUCCUAGCUGAGGGCGCUAGAUGUGUCGCCUGGACGGGGAGAGGACUGGAGUUCAAAUUACACGAACCAGAGGAGGUGGCCCGACGAUGGGGCGCUCAGAAGAACCGACCAGCCAUGAACUACGAUAAGCUUUCACGUUCGCUUCGAUACUACUAUGAGAAGGGUAUCAUGCAGAAAGUCGCCGGUGAACGCUACGUAUACAAAUUCGUCUGUGACCCAGAGGCCCUGUUCAGUAUGGCUCGUCCCCCCACCUAUGACGUCAUAUCCCAGCUCUACUACCCCCCCUACAUACCCGGCAGCGCCCCCCCAGCAUCCACUACAACCCUCCCCAGCACCAGUGACUACCAGCGACGCUACUACCCGGACGCUCAUUAUGAAUCCUAA
Messenger RNA from Melitaea cinxia (Glanville fritillary), 831 nucleotides. Its product is annotated as ETV5-related protein Ets96B-like. The record is from RefSeq and is a predicted model, not a curated record. Gene Ontology annotation, molecular function: DNA-binding transcription factor activity, RNA polymerase II-specific; sequence-specific DNA binding. Gene Ontology annotation, biological process: cell differentiation; regulation of transcription by RNA polymerase II. The transcript has 8 exons. Bases 1 to 831 code for a protein of 276 amino acids. Lineage: Eukaryota; Metazoa; Arthropoda; Insecta; Lepidoptera; Nymphalidae. Gene Ontology annotation, cellular component: nucleus.